Epinephelus fuscoguttatus (brown-marbled grouper) is the source of this 9399-nucleotide messenger RNA. RefSeq names its product janus kinase and microtubule interacting protein 2 (gene jakmip2). Bases 4740 to 7604 code for a protein of 954 amino acids. Gene Ontology annotation, molecular function: microtubule binding; kinase binding. The record is from RefSeq and is a predicted model, not a curated record. The transcript is spliced from 23 exons. Lineage: Eukaryota; Metazoa; Chordata; Actinopteri; Perciformes; Serranidae.
UGUGGGGUUUUAUUUACCCAGAAAAAAUUCAUAUAAAUUAGAAACCAAGAAAUGAACAACUAGGCCUAUAAAAGAAGUCAACAUAUCAUAACUAUACACAACAUAAUAACUACACAAGGUGUUAACUGAACAAACUGACUUGUCAAAAUGACACAAGGGGGCAUACAUAGUGGCUAUCCAGCUAAAUACAAAGCAAAACUAACUCCCCUCCAUGACAUGGCAGCACAUGGUUUGGUCGAAUGAGUUGCUCCAGGAUUUAAGAGUCCUCAGCCCUCAGCCACACCUUUUGCUCCACCAGGAAGGAUGAAGGGACCUCCCCAAACAACCACGGUAACUCAUAGACAAAGAAACAGACAAUUAAUAUCAAACAAUUUGCCUGUGUAACCCUACAGUGCUAGACUGUGUACUCUUAAAUUAAACAAUAUAAGGUUAAAAGCAAAUAAACAGAUUCUAAAUCAAACCAACCAUGUGAUGUGAAUUGCUCAGGUAUGGCUGACCAUAAAUGAAAGAAACCUGCGUAGAUGACAAACUAAUGAGUUUAAAGAUAGUGUAAACAUAUUUGCUUUAAUUUAUUUGCUAAAGUGUAUUAUUGGCAAAGCAUUUUGUACAGGGUUUAGAGUGUGAGACUAAUAAUUCAAACCGUAAAUGCAACAAAUGGUCUGCACCAGUUGUGACAUACACACUAGCUCAUACAACAUACAUUAUACAAUGUCAUAAAACUACAUUAGUGGUAGAUCCGCCUCCACUUAGAGGUGAGACUCCUGCUGAUGCAGAGAGGAGUCAAGCAUUAUUAAUGACGGGCGUUAACUUAUUGCCAGUAUAUGGAGAAAAAAAAACACUAGUUGUUGUUGAGUGGACCACUCAAGUUGGACAAAUAGCAGCAUUUCAGAAACAGUCAUUUUAGUUUUUUGAGUAGGAUUGUGAACAUUAUGUUGCAAGGCAAAAACGGGAAUCAUUCUUUAAUCGGCCCCAGUAAUGGAACCAAUAGGAACCACUCUGUACACUUCAGUUCAUUGUUUAUUGAUGAAUCCACACUGAGACAGAUAGAUAUACUGUGUAUAGCUAGGUUUUUAUUUUUGGAUGUACAGUACUGUGCAAAUGUUAAGAAUCACCUGCCACAAAAUCUUGAUUGGUAGUCAGAUGGCUGAGAGGACUGCUUUUGGAUUCCGCAAAAUCCUCUUUGCAAGUAUAUGGUUAUUUGGGUUUUUGCAAAGAAAAAAAAGUUAAACCAGACUGACAAACAAUUGAUAGGACAGAAACAGAAAAAGAUACGACUGAGCAACAGUUCACUAAGAAUAGAUGAAAUCCCUGGCCCUUGGUAAAAGAAACUGAAAGCUUAGCCGCAAAAUGUUUGCAGAUUAAAACAUGAACAGGUUUCUGUUUUAGGGUCACGUGCACAAUAAUGCCUAUUGGUAUAAAAUCAUAUCCAUGUAAUUUUCUGUCACAGAGAGCCACUGGAGAGGAGUUAAAGGGCCGCAUGCAGCUCUGGAGCAGGUUGCCCUGGUCUGAGGUUAUCACUAGUGAUGGGCAGAUGAAGCUUCAUGAAGCAUUGAAGCUUUUCAUCAAAUUGAUUCACUCAAGGGCAAAGCUUCUUGAUGCUUCAUUUGCUCUACUAAGCCAUCUACUGGACAAAAAAGCUAUUACACUUAGUGGUUUGUAUAUAUAGAUCUGAACCACUUCCCGAACCAGUCAUAUGGUACAGCCGGCCAGCGAGCGGCUGUCACCAAUGACGUCACUCGUCUGAAACGACACAAACCUCGAUACGCGCAUCGCGGAAACACUUCCUGGAUUACUCGACACACGCUUCAAAGCCUCGGCACUGCAAGUCACAUCACUAGUUAUCACUAUGAUUGACUCUUCGCUAAGUCCCACCCCUGGAUGCAGACUGGCCAAUCAUAACAUAGCAUCAGGCCAGCUCAGACCAGGGUCUGACAACAACACAGCUGUGCUCCAUUGACUCUAAUGCAAUCGUUUCAGAUUUCCUUAAUUUUCAGGCUGGUUUUGUGGAUGUGGAGCUAAAUGUUGUGCCUGGGGCACGUCGUGUAUUAAUGAUACUCGUUACCUGCAGAGGUUGGAAAAAGAUAUACGUUUCUUCCCUGUUCCAAAACCAAAAUCAAACCCUGAAAAGUGUAGGGUUAGCUAGCUAGCUACUGAAGAUAUAGCCUACUGAAUGUAUACACAUGCUGCUUUUGAUUUUUAAUGAUCAUAACAGUGAAACAAAGACCGACCCUGCUGUACAGGAACCAGUGAAGGGAAGCAGGAAACUUUGCUGAUAUUCAACCAGCUGUGUGUCAUCACAUUGUGCACAGAUGAAUGUUGUUAGACUUCCCGUGUAGAUCUCUGCCCGUUUGGUGGCGUAGGUCCAGGUGCUGGCGGCAGCACAGGGUUGUAACCAAACACUGUUCAUCUGCACACACUGCGAUGCCACACAGCUGGUUCAAUAUCAGCAAAGUUUCCCUUUAUACUCAUUGUCUUGUGUGGCGAUCAGCAGUGAUGUGGUGGUUCACUUUUACACUGUGAUCUGUAGCCUAUAGUUCGGCUUUAGCUUCUAACUAUCUUUGUCUUUUUAACCUGUUGUUGCUGCUGAGUCAGUUUGACAUCCUGGAUAUAUUCUUCAAACACAGACUGUAGACCCCUCUGUCUGCUUCUCUCUGGAAUCACUGUUUCAUUGUUCCAAAAAUAUGAUUUCUUCAGGGAGUGCAGUUAGUUACAGCGGGGCUCCAUGCUUAUGUGGGAUUUAUAUUUCUGCAUCAAACAGACGCCGUACCUAUGGCAUAGGCUCUACGUCAUCGCAGAGCCUACGCCGUACCCUAGCCUGACAUGCACCUCCACAGAAACAUAAUUACGUGUCCCAGCAACGCAGACCUCCUGUCUGUUUCUGUAUACUGACACCAUUUCCCUCAGUGGAAACAAAGCUUUUAUUUCCUUUUAUUUCACAGAUAAGAAACAAUAAAUUGUGAAGACAAUAAAGCCUCCACAAAACUAGCAUUUUGUGUCUUGUGUGUGAUUUAUCCUCGCUUCAUAUGAGUAGAGGAAAUCUCCACAUGUGGCUACGCUAAUUUAUACAAUGUGACAUGCCAUAGCCUUGUGCUGAUAACAUUAGCAUGUUAUAUUUGUUUGGAAAACGUGUUUAGUAUAAGACAGUUGUUUUGUCAGUGAACCUUGCGAGCUGUAAUGGAGCCAAAUUUUGUAAUGUUACCUUUGUUAAAUGUUGCUGUUGUCCCUGGCUUCAUAUGAGUAGAGGAAAAGUCUACUAGCUGCUAGGCUAAUUUAUACAAUGUAAAUUGCCAUAGUUAUGUGCUAAAAACAUUAGCAUGUUGUAUUGGUGGGGAAAAUGUGUCCAGAUAAAGACAAGUGUUUUGUCUGUGAAUGCUGCGAGUUAUAGUGAAGUUGAUUUGUGUACUUGUGUUUGGAAUUGUCUCUAUUAAGUCAUGUUUAAUGUGUGUUUUGAAUCAACUAAACUUUACAACACUUCACACCAACCUCCGCCGCCAACUAGUGUUUUGGAGGUGUAACUGCAGAGUGACAGACAAACCAGCACAAGUAUAAAUGCUCACAACAGUGUAGGCCACCUGCGUAGGCUAAGGCAUAUAGUCUCUGCUGCACAAGUAUUAAUCCCCAUUUACUCUGACAGCUUGUGGGACCAUCACAAAGGGGCAGGGCUUAGCAAAAGGUCAAUUGGAAUUGGAUGAGGCAUAGGUGUAGAUGCAAGGGACAUUUCCCCCUCAGGGUUUAGAACAUGUGCGAGACCUCACCCCCACCCUAAAUCAAACCAUGAAGUAGCAGAAGACUUUUACACAACAAAUUUACACCAUAAAUUGAUGCAGAAAAAGCACAAAUUAGUGCAGAACAGUUCACCAGAAUGCAGGAAAUUAUGUGUCUGAUGCUCAAAUUUUUCUGGCAGAGGACCCACAAACCCCUUUUUUCAUGUGUGUGUGUCCCAGAUGUUGAAAGAAAACCUAAGCCCUUGCAGUCAGGCAGUAUAGUUUAUAUGUGGCAAUGGUGUUCUGGGUAUUAUAAAAACUAUUUAAGGAAAGAAGAAAUUAUCAAUACAACAGGUGAUAACAAACUUUUGAACAGUACUGUGCACCUUUGUGAAACAUAAUGCGAAUUAUGAAUUGCAAAACUUAAACUACAUCAGGCAUUACUAUUAAUUAAAGUGAAACAAACCAGACAAAACAAAACAAAUCAUUGCACGAUACAGGGAGAUUCCCCAAAGAAUAUUGCAAUUAGUCGUUUCUCCUUUAACAUGUGCAGAAAGCUUGUAAGAACUGUUGCAGGUAUGUUAUGGACAGAGAUGGAUCCUCUCCUGUGAUGAGGGUCUGUGCAGCACAGGCAGUCCAGCACACACUGUGCUGUGCGCUGGUGGUACUGCGGCGGCACUGGAGCCGGCUGAGCUGGAAACCAGUGAGCUCAUUCUGGCUGCAUGGGGAGGAGGGCGGGGCUCCCAGCAUCAUCACCACCGGCCAUCACUGCUUCAUUGUACGGGCUGCUGCUGCUGAUGCUGACAGCCAUAGCGGACGGGGCGAUUUUCUUUUCUCCAAUAAAUGCAGCGUGUCAUGGAAACGGUUUCACGCAGAUUAGGACUCCACACAUGAUGAGGAUCGAUUACGAGGUAAGCCCUUUUUUCUGAUAGGAGAAUGAGGAAGAGGAGGAACUGGAAACCUUGGGAGCGCCUCGGAAAGUUUCUGUGAAGUCUCAAUGAAAGCAUUAGAAGACCCUCUCUAGUAAUUGACUCAAUGGCCAAGAAAGGGCGUACGAAGAGCGAGAAGCCCGAAGCGCUCAUCUCUGCCCUGCAGGCAGCCAAUGAAGAUCUCAGGUCCAAGCUGACUGACAUUCAGAUAGAGCUACACCAAGAAAAAUGCAAGGUGAGCAAACUAGAGCGCGACAAGGUCCAGGAGGUGAAGCGGGUGCGAGAGCAGGAGCAGCACCGUCACACUGCCAUGUUGACAGAGCAGCGGGCCAAGUGGCACGAGGAAAAGCAAAAGGAGCUCCAGGCUCUCAGGGAAAACCUGACGCGGCAACAUGAGCAGGAGCUGGCCCGCCACGCCAAAAUCAAAGAGCAGGAGAACCAGAGGCUCAAAGCCGCACUGAAUGCCAUGCGUGACGGCAGCGGAGAGAAGGUGCGCACAGCGCUGACCCUGGAAGCCAAGGAAGACGCACGGCGCUUCUUUGACCAGGAGAGAGUGAAGCUCUUGCAGGAGAUCGCCGAGCUGAAGAGUCUCAAGAAGCAGACCGAUGAGGCUCUCAGCACCAUGAUCCAGUCUGACAAGAUGAAGGCUGGUGACCUGCGGGUGGAGCACCAGCAGCACCAGGAGCAGAUCUCCAAGAUCAAGUGGGACUGUGAGAGGGACAUCCGCAGACUGGUGGAUGAAAUCAAAUCUAAAGACCGCACCAUCUUUGCUCUGGAGAAGGAACUGGAAUCAACAGCAGGUUUUUUACAGAAGCUCCAGCUUCAGAAGGACGCCCUGGACGAACAGCUGUUCCUCGUCAAGGAGGCUGAGUGCGGCCUGGGGAGCCCGAAAAGAGAAAUCCCAGGCAGAGCUGGAGAUGGAGCUGAGCACUGUGGUAGCCCAGACAUGAGGAGAAACCAGAGGCGCAUUGCUGAACUCAACUCGACUAUACGCAAAUUAGAGGACCGCAACUCACUGCUGGUCGAUGAGAGGAAUGAACUGCUAAAGCGAGUUCGAGAGUCAGAGAAGCAGUGUAAGCCCCUGCUGGACAAGAACAAGCUGCUGAGUAAAAGGAAUGAUGAUUUGACUCAGACUAUCCAGAAGCUGGAGGAGAAACUCAAGAGCCUGGCCAAGGAGAACCAUGAGAUGAAGGAGAAGAUCAGCUCCCAUCCUCCACUGAAGAAGCUGAAGUCUCUGAAUGACCUGGACCAAGCACAUGAUGACCAGGAAAUAGCCUUUCUCAAGCUUCAAGUCCUGGAGCAACAAAGCAUGAUUGAUGAGCUGACAAGAGACCGAGAAAAACUACUAAGAAAGAAAAGACAUAAAAGAAGUUCAAGGCCAAUUAAGAGGCACAUCGUAGUAGACACCUUCUUUGGGUACGAUGAAGAAUCUAUGGACUCGGAGACGUCAUCAGUGGCGUCGUUCCGGAUGGACAGAACUCCUGCUACUCCUGAUGAAGACCUGGAGGAUGGUCUAGCCAACGAGGAGUCGGAGCUGCGUUUCCGUCAGCUGACCAGAGAGUAUCAGGCCUUACAGCGAGCCUAUGCCCUGCUGCAGGAACAGAAAGGGGGCAUUCUAGACGCUGAGAUGGAGGCCAAGGCUCAGGAGCAGCUCCAAGCAGACGUGCUCAGGUAUAAAGCCAAAAUAGAGGACUUGGAGAAGGAACUGACCCUGAAGGGGCAGGACUCCAAAUGGGUGGAGGAGAAGCAACUCUUCUUACGGAGGAAUCAGGAGCUAUUGGAGAAGGUGGACAAGAUGGAGUCAGAGUGCAAUCGAGCGCAGCAGGAGCUGCAAGACUCCAAAGACCAGAAUGAACUGCUGGAGUUCAGGAUACUGGAGCUCGAGGAGCGUGAGAGGAGGUCCCCACCAUUCAACCACCUGAGGAUGCAUCCGUUCUCUGAGGGAGUCAGUGCACUGCAGAUCUACUGUAUGAAAGAGGGGGUCAAGGACGUGUGCAUACCAGACCUCAUCAAACUUCUAGACAUCCUGGGAGACAACGGGAACUUAAGAAAUGAGGAGCAAGUGGCCAUUAUCCAGGCCAGUACUGUUUUGUCACUAGCAGAAAAGUGGAUUCAGCAGAUUGAGGGGACGGAGGCAGCGCUGCACCAGAAGAUGAUGGACCUGGAAAUAGAGAUGGAAAUGUUCUGUAAACAGAAAGGAUAUCUAGAAGAGGAGCUGGACUACAGAAAACAGGCCCUAGACCAGGCGUACAUGCAAAUCCAGGAGUUGGAAGCAACGUUAUACAACGCCCUGCAACAGGAUAAGGUAAUAAAGUAUGGUGAACCUCUGGAUGAGCUUCAGAGGGACGAGCUGCGGACGGCGGUGGAGAAGCUGAGGAGGCAGAUGCUGAGGAAGAGUCGAGAGUACGACUGCCAGAUCCUCCAGGAGAGAAUGGAGCUGCUGCACCAGGCACACCAGAGAAUUCGUGACCUUGAAGACAAGACGGAAAUCCAGAGGAGGCAGAUUAAAGACCUGGAGGAAAAGGUGGUGUGUCAGCUUGGAGAUCUUGUUUGUGACUGCAGUGUUAUUUAUUUUCUGGACAAGUGUGGAACAGUGUGCGUAGCAGUGGCUGCUAGUGUCAUAACAUCAGUGACUGCUGUCAGUGUAGGUGGAUGUAUCGUGUGUCGGCCCUGGACGUUCACACUUCAGAUUUUAUUCCUUUGGUCUUUUAAUGGGGGUGGGGUUCUCAGGAUACUUCCCAGGAUGACAUUAUUUUUAUUUUUUAAUUUCUUCGAGCGGUGUUGGACAUUAAACGUCUCUCCAAACAGCUGGGAGUACUGUAACAGGCUGCAAGAACGACACACAAUUAUAGAGACACUUACAGUAGAUGCAGACACACACAUAUACCUACAUACACGCAGAUUACGGACACGCAUGCAUAUACAGACGCAUGCAGAUGCAAACACGUGCAUAUACACACACAUGCUUUGACAAAUCCAAACCAAAGCCUGGGAAAUGUUCUCUCUGCCAUGCAGGGUAAUAAUAUGUCAUUCACCACCAUCCAGCCACAGUGGGGAUAUAAGCAGACAGAAAAACUCAUAAACAACGAGGCAAACGGACCACAACUUCUCUUCUUUUUCUCUUCUUUCCUUUCCAAACCCGAAAGGACGUUCUUCACGAAUGCAACCUCUUGGUGAUAUAGAAGCGAGCCAACUCAGGGCCCAUGAGUGUGGAGGCCAGUACUGGUCUCAGGUCAGAUUAUACUGAGGAACACUGUGGGACAUGGUGUGUCACUGGCCGGCCUGCCCUCGCUGUUCCCAGAAUGGUGCUUACACAGACUGCUUGGACUCUCCGGAGAUUAUACCUGGAAAAAGACAGAACUCCACUGCAGAGACUGGUGUGUGUACAGACACUGAAAGGGGGAUACAGGACGCUCAGGUUGACACGUCUUCACCGGACACAUGAAACAGACUUAAGUGAAGAGGGGGUAAAAAAGAGAAAGAAAAGAUCACAGGGGGGAAACGACACUCUCCGAUCCAGCACCCUGGAUCUCCACAGAUUGUCAAACCGCUUCUUAAUUAUUUCUCAAAAACCAGCAGACUGUAAGAGCUUUACUCUCUGGUUACCUUUUUGUUCCUCCUUUCUUUUUUACAGCUCCUACCACUUAGAUACUGUGUCCCAAGAUUUCCACUGAGAAAACAUCCCUAUUCUGUACUGUAAUAUAUACAUUUGUUGAUAUGUACAUGCGUCUGAAUUAUUUCAUGUAGUCUCCCCUUUUUAUUUCUGUGAAUAGUUACACUUUUAUUUGACUCUCUGAAGCAGCUUGAACAGUUGGUGUAGUUUAUAAAUGACUCAAAAAGGGUAUAAAUUGCUCUGUUUUAUUGUGGUGACGGCUGCACAGAUGAACUUUAUCUCCUUGGAAAUUAUAACUGAAAAAUCUGUUGGAAUAUGAAUGUGGAAUAAUGAAAUAUUUGCCUCCCUUUUCCUUCAAUCCUCCCUCUAUCACAUACUGUAUUUAUUACUCUGUCUAAAAGUGUGUCGCUCCCGUUGACCAGCAGGGGGUGCUGGUUUCACCUGAGUGGCUUUCAAUCUGCCCUUUAAAGUUACAUCAUCUUUUGACAAACUUGUAAAUAUUUUCAGACCACAUUGCAAAAUAUUUAUCAACUCUGGUCGGAUGAUUGGUCGGUUUAAAUUCAAAUCUUACAGUGACAUCAUCAGUACGUCCUACAUGGACCAAAGCUAAAUUCAUCAGAUGAACUUCAUAUGAUUCAAAUGACAUGACAAACAAGUAAAGUCACAAAUUUCUCUAUCAGAACAUCACUGCAGUUUCUCUCUUCCCCUCUUUUCUACUAACAAAAAUCGUCUUUGAUACUAACAACACUCUUUUACGAAACACUACUGGCCACUUCCCCAAAAUGAAACAGGAGAAAGUGAAUGCAACACUACACCUGCUCCACUUCUCUCCUGUCAAGCUAACUCUGCCCAGUCCCUGCAAUAUUAACUAGCUGACCGAGCUUGUUCCCCUGUGUACCUGAGCUAGUGUAUCUGCCAUCAUACCACCCCGCUGGCUCCAUUCACAGGUCCGGGGUAUCAAGGCAUCUCAUUACAUAGCGGACAGUGACCACUCCAUUCACUUUACCAAGGGGAAUGACUGAGACUAUUUUUGUGCAAACUCAGCUAACUAGCAGUUGCCUUAAAUGCACUCCCCCCCUUUUUUCCCGCUUGUAUCUUCCUUUGUAACAAUUAUUUUUUCAGGCGGUUGAUAUAAUCAUGUAAUGUAAUGUAU